AUGUCAGACCUGCAAGAUGCACUGCUGGUGAGCACGGAGGGCAUCAAGAAAACUAUCCUUCAUGGAGGAACCGGAGACAUCCCCAAAUUCUCCACAGGGACCAAGGUGACGUUCCAUUUCCGGACGCAGUUGUGUGACGAGGAGCGGACAGUGAUCGAUGACAGUAAAGUGGUGGGGACGCCCAUGGAGAUCGUGGUGGGAAACAUGUUUAAGAUGGACAUCUGGGAGACACUGCUGGCUUCUAUGAGGCUGGAGGAGGUGGCCGAGUUCUGGUGUGACACAGUUCACACUGGCGUUUAUCCACUCGUGGCCAAAAGCAUGAGACGGAUCGCGGAGGGCAAAGACCCGGUGGAGUGGCAGGUGCACACAUGUGGGAUGGCCAACAUGUUUGCGUACCACAGCCUUGGAUACUCCGACCUGGAUGAGCUCAUGAAGGAACCCAAGCCCCUGUACUUUGUGUUUGAGUUGAUCAGGGUCCAGCAGCCAAACGAGUACAACAGGGAGUCAUGGGCGCUGAACGACGAGGAGAGGUUGAAGAUGGUGCCAGUUCUGCAUGGCCAGGGCAAUAAGCUCUACAAGCAGGGCCACUAUCCAGAGGCAGGGCAAAAGUACAAAGAAGCUAUUAUCUGCCUGAAAAACAUACAGACCAAGGAGAAAGCAUGGGAGGUUCCAUGGCUGAAGCUGGAGAAGAUGUCCAACACGUUAACGCUGAACUACUGCCAGUGUCUGCUGUGCAUGGAGGAGUACUAUGAGGUCAUCGAGCACACCAGUGACAUCAUCAACCAGCACCCGGGAGUGGCCAAGGCGUAUUACCUGAGAGGAAAAGCCCAUAAGGAGGUGUGGAAUGAGGCAGAGGCCCGACAGGACUUCAACAGAGUGUUGGAGUUUGAUCCUGGUAUGAAGAAGGCUGUGAAGAAGGAGCUGGCCGUUCUGAAUAUGCGCAUGGAGGAGAAGAACCAGGAGGACAGGCAGAAUGGUGCAAAUAAGAGCGACUCGAGGAUGGAAGACGGAGAGGGGGAUGAGGAGGAGAGGAUAGCGGGCUGUGUGCCAGACUGUCCCGCAGGAGCGCAUCAAACACCAGAGCACGCUCGGUCACAGGAGGAGUCUGAGGUCAUCUGGAAUCAUCUGAACAAGAAUGUGAAGAAAGUAAUCGCAAGUAUGAUAAAUUUGAAUAGAUCAACCAGAGCAUCCACAGUGUAA
Messenger RNA from Knipowitschia caucasica, 1200 nucleotides. The record is from the annotation of a GenBank genome assembly. NCBI's taxonomy places the organism in Eukaryota, Metazoa, Chordata, Actinopteri, Gobiiformes, Gobiidae.